CUUUCUUUCUUGGUUCGCUCCGAGAAGACCCUGAAGCCGCCGCCUUUUCCCGGAAUCAUUCCUCGGUUCGGAUUUUCUUGAACUUCUGAAGGUGGGAAGAGCAUGAGGCCGUGGGCAUGGGUGGCGGCCGUCACAUGGAUGGCUGCCUGCUCCGCCGCGGCGGCCCACGGCGAGCAGCCGCUGUCGAUGAUCGCCGUCGAGAGGACCACCCUCGCCGUCGACGACGCGGCGCACGUCAAGGCGUCCCCUGCGGUUCUUGGACUGGAGGGCCAGUACAGUGGAUGGGUGGAGGUGGAGUUCUUCCAUCCCGACCCCUCCGGCGAUGACUGGAUCGGAGUCUUCUCUCCUGCCAAUUUCAGUGCCGCGAUUUGUGAGCCUGAGAAUAAGAGGCAAUAUCCUCCAGUGCUAUGCACAGCACCUAUCAAGUACCAAUUUGCAAAGUUCAAGAAUGACGGGUAUAGCAAGUCUGGAAAGGGCUAUCUGAAGCUUCAGCUGAUCAACCAGAGAGAAGAUUUCUCAUUUGCACUUUUUUCUGGGGGUCUCUUGAAGCCGAAGCUGAUUGCUGUCUCAAACAAGGUGACGUUUGUGAACCCAAAGGCGCCUGUCUACCCACGUUUGGCGCAAGGGAAAUCUUGGAACGAAAUGACAGUCACUUGGACAAGUGGAUAUGACAUCAAAGAAGCAGUUCCUUUUGUUGAAUGGGGUGAAAAGGGGGGACGCCGGUUCCUUUCUCCAGCCGGGACAUUGACAUUUGACAGAAACAGCAUGUGUGGUGCACCAGCACGAACUGUUGGUUGGCGCCAUCCUGGUUACAUUCAUACUAGUUACUUGAAGGAUUUGUGGCCAGACUCGAUGUACACCUACAGGCUUGGCCAUAGAUUACCAAAUGGUACCCGCGUCUGGAGUAAGUCAUAUAGCUUUAAGGCAUCACCUUAUCCUGGACAAGAUUCUUUGCAACGGGUCGUCAUAUUUGGGGACAUGGGGAAGGCAGAGGCAGAUGGUUCCAACGAGUACAAUAACUUCCAGCCAGGCUCGCUAAACACUACUAACCAGAUCAUUAGAGACCUGGAAAACAUCGACAUGGUGGUCCACAUCGGGGACAUUUGCUACGCGAAUGGUUAUUUGUCGCAGUGGGAUCAGUUCACUGCACAGAUAGAACCGAUUGCUUCAACUGUGCCAUACAUGGUUGGCAGCGGUAAUCAUGAGAGGGACUGGCCUGGAACUGGUUCCUUCUAUGGAAAUCUUGACUCUGGUGGAGAAUGUGGUGUUCCAGCACAAACUGUGUUCUACACUCCUGCUGAGAACCGUGCAAAAUUUUGGUACGCGACUGACUAUGGCAUGUUCAGGUUUUGCAUUGCUCACACAGAAGAAGAUUGGAGACCAGGGACCGAGCAGUACAAGUUCAUCGAGCACUGCCUGUCGUCUGUUGACAGGCAGAAGCAGCCAUGGCUCAUCUUCCUUGCACACCGUGUUCUAGGGUACUCAUCCAACUCUUACUAUGGAUUCGAAGGCACAUUUGAGGAACCGAUGGGACGAGAAGCGCUGCAAGAGCUCUGGCAGAAGUACAAAGUCGAUCUUGCCUUCUACGGUCACGUCCACAAUUAUGAAAGGACAUGUCCGGUGUACCAGAGCCAGUGUGUUGUUAACGCAUCGAAUCACUACAGUGGCCCGUUCCAGGCAACGACGCAUGUGGUUGUCGGUGGCGCCGGUGCCAGCCUUUCAGACUUCAUCACUUCAAAGAUUCAAUGGAGUCACUUCAGAGACUUCGAUCACGGUUUCGGCAAGCUCACGGCUUUCAAUCAUUCAUCCUUGUUGUUCGAGUACAAGAAGAGCCGUGACGGCAAUGUGUACGAUCACUUCACGAUCUCGCGCGACUACCGAGAUGUCCUUGCCUGCUCCGUUGACAACUGCCCCAGGACUUCACUGGCUUCCUGAAGGUCCAAUACUUCCAGAGGGGGGAAAUCAAAUGGAUGGGUGGAUACUAAGACGAACAAGCUAGUUACUGUACAUAAUUUUGUAGUCGCGUCAAUAAAUGGUUUUGCUUCAACAAAAAUAGCACAAGGGUUAUACUAAAUUCUGAAUGCAUUCUUUUGGAAACAGAAAUUCGGAAUUUGUUUUGUUCUUGCUUGCUGCUGGAUAGGUGUAGCAUGUUGUAUAGUACGAUUGCAAGGCUCCCACUGUUCUGAGAAAAUCAAAAGGAGGACACCAAUCAUGAA
Triticum urartu is the source of this 2216-nucleotide messenger RNA. Its product is annotated as putative inactive purple acid phosphatase 1. NCBI's taxonomy places the organism in Eukaryota, Viridiplantae, Streptophyta, Magnoliopsida, Poales, Poaceae. Gene Ontology annotation, molecular function: acid phosphatase activity; metal ion binding. The record is from RefSeq and is a predicted model, not a curated record.